Messenger RNA from Saccostrea echinata, 1368 nucleotides. RefSeq lists its product as uncharacterized. Bases 180 to 1244 code for a protein of 354 amino acids. NCBI's taxonomy places the organism in Eukaryota, Metazoa, Mollusca, Bivalvia, Ostreida, Ostreidae. Gene Ontology annotation, molecular function: A2-type glycerophospholipase activity. The record is from RefSeq and is a predicted model, not a curated record. The transcript has 2 exons. Gene Ontology annotation, biological process: arachidonate secretion; phospholipid metabolic process.
GAACUUUUUGUCAAACGCAAGUCAAACGUGGAAUGCUCGUAUAAGGUAGAAUGUAAUCCACCAGUUUUCCAGUCUCCCCCUUGUUCUCCCGCCUGUAAAUAUGGAGUUUAAAUGAAGCAAUUAUAGCUUAUUAAAGGUCUUUUUUUAAAAAGAGUAAAUUUUGUGUAUUAUGAACAACGAUGAAACCUAAAAAAAUCAAGGAAAGAAUUUUAACAUUGUGUUUUGGAUUUAUAUGCUUAGUUCAAUACUCAGACAGCCGAAAAUGGUCUGACAAGAAAGGUAACGCAAAUAAAAAUUUUGUGAGCGUACGAUACAACAGUUUCAGACAUGAAAGAGAACUUCGGAUUGCUUUCAAAGGAAUUCUUAUGUUGGAGACCACCGCAUUUUUGGAUUCUAUUUAUGAAACAACAUUGCAUCAAAUCACGGAUGGGAGCAAACUGAUACAGACUGUAUACCAGAACGGUGUCGUCAAAGACUGUGAUUUCUCUGUGGAAAACGCUACUAUUUUGCAGUUUGUGCAGGAUUUUGCUAACGACUCUAAAAUUUUCUACCGAAAAGAACAGGGUGAUGUGUUUUCUUUGUACAGUUCCAAUGCACGCGAAACAAACGCCAGUGCUCUUGUGUUUUUUCGACGUAGGAAGUUUUUGCAGAAAUUUAGAGAUCUGAUAAAAAUCAGACAUGACAUUAAAAUUUGUCACAAAAUUGCUAAUAAAAUCAAACGAAGCCAUCGUCUUCCAAGGGAAGAAUUCAUCCCGGUGUACGAUGUUGAACCUUCUCUGACAAACGAAAAAGGAGGGACCAAAAGAAGCAGACGACGGAAGAGGUCCUCGCUGUUUGCCAGCUUCCUGAUGUACCCCGGCACCAAAUGGUGUGGGAGGGGACAACUUGCCACUGAGUACGACGAGUUAGGGGAGGAUAACGAGCUAGACACGUGCUGCAGGGACCACGACUUCUGUCCCCUUAUUAUAGAACCCUUUACCAAAAAGUUCCACUACUUUAAUUUCCGUUUCCACGCUGUGCUGCAUUGUAAAUGUGAUGACGAAUUUCGACAAUGUCUUCAACAGUCGUUUUCACCAAAUGCGAACUUUUUGGGCAAAAUCUACUUCAACAUAAUGGGAUCAAAGUGCUUCGUUCUUAAAGAAAAACCUGUUUGUAAAGCGUACACGUGGUACGGAACUUGUGCGGAGUAUAAAACAGACACUGUGGCGCAUAUCAAGACACAGCCCUAUUUCACGUACCUCUAAGUGAAAAAAAAUCACAAUCCAAGCUACUUUUUCCACAUUUUUCUCAGGAAUCAUUCAGUUCACAGUUCUGGCAAUCUUUUCCCAGAAUUCUGCAUUCAUAUUCUUAAAAUAUAUUUAUUGAACA